Molecule: messenger RNA, 873 nt
Organism: Mya arenaria
Lineage: Eukaryota; Metazoa; Mollusca; Bivalvia; Myida; Myidae
Exons: 2
Coding region: 136-567 (143 amino acids)
Source: RefSeq, a predicted model, not a curated record
GCCGUUUUAAUAUGGUCUGAAAUAAGCAGCGCCGUUAAAAAGUCGAAACCUGUAGGAGCGAGUUUUCUUUCGAUAUCAAAGCUUCAAAAGAGGACUUCCCAGAAUUAAAGAACAAACAAACCCAACAACAUUACGAUGAACACUUACGUGAAAGUUGACCUUGUGGCUGUUACUGUUGUUCUGCUGAUUUCAUUCUUCUGCUCGGCAGAAAGCUUUCGGGAACUUGCUGAAGACAAACUCAGCGAAUCAUUGACGCUUGAUGAAUUUACAAAUUCAGUUCUGCCAUCAGACGACAUUGAAGAGACAGGAUACGUCAUUUCCGGUCCAAGCGAUAAGAGAGGCUUCUGGGAUAAACGAGGAUUCUGGGAUAAGCGCGUGCACGAUCAGGCGUGGCUUAUGUCGCGUUACUUUUUCCCGCGGUUUGCGUAUAUGAUUCCACCCUACCCGACGAAUCAAGAAAAGAUGAGAAGACGUAUGAAUGGAAAACGUGGAUUUUGGAACAAAAGAAGUGACCUUGGUGACGUAGAAUCGUCGAAGGCUUUCAGCGAUUUUUACAUUAGAAAAUGAAAGCAACGAAUGGUUUAAACUACACUGUUUAUAACAUUGCCAUUGACUAAAAAUAAUUGUUAAUGCUUUUGUUUACUAACGGCUUUAUUCUGUAUUAUGUACCCAAGGUAUCAAAACUAUUAAAUAUUCGAGUAGAAAAAGACAAGUUAUAAGUAAUAAUAAGGGCUAAACUAUGUUCCAUAUCACAAAUUGACACUGUAGUUGCCAAUGUAUUAUUUCAAUAAUUGUUAUACAUGUAUAUGACUAAUGAUAUUAAGAACGUUUUGUUACAUAAUUAAGAACGUUUUGUUACAUUACGAAGACGCA